Lucilia cuprina (Australian sheep blowfly) is the source of this 992-nucleotide messenger RNA. RefSeq names its product U-scoloptoxin(01)-Cw1a. The transcript is spliced from 5 exons. The record is from RefSeq and is a predicted model, not a curated record. Gene Ontology annotation, cellular component: extracellular region. Lineage: Eukaryota; Metazoa; Arthropoda; Insecta; Diptera; Calliphoridae. Bases 504 to 899 code for a protein of 131 amino acids. Gene Ontology annotation, molecular function: chitin binding.
GUUUGUGUUUGAGCUUCUGACACUGUGGUCGAUCGGUUAAUCGAGUCAAUUAGAUCUUUGAAUACCCGUGUAUCUUAAAUUUUGUUUCUUUAAGUUAUUCAAUAUCAGUGUGUUUUCCGUACGUGUACGAUUGAUUUAUUCAUCUAUCCGUGUAAAAGAUAUAUCUAACGAUUCCCAUAUAAACAACAUUUAUCGAGCUAUAGAUCGUAGUAAAUAUAACAAAAACUACAAUAUCAUUUGUUAAUUUUCCUUGUAGAUUGUUCAUUUGUUGGUACACAAACAAAAUGUCAUUUUCCACUUUGUAAUACUAUUUAUUAUAGUUGGUAAACGGUUAUUGAUUUGAUCAGAAUUUGUCCACGUGUGUUUUUACUGUACUAAAUGGCAUAAAAAGAUCCGACCGUGAAAUAAGACAGAAGUGAGAGUGACUGACGACUGUCAACGGAGGAAAGCAAAACCGACAAGAGAACACAAACAAAAAUCGAACAAAAAAUCUAUGGACUAAAAUGGAUUACAGUUAUAGACUGUUAUGGCUCUUUGGCGUUUUACUUGGACCAAUUUUAUUUGCUGUUGUUUCUCUGCAGGACAUAGCGAGUCCAGUUUUUCAAAACCACAAAACAAAAGAAUGGACAAACUUAGAUAACAUUACGUUUUCAUUCGAUUGCAGAAAUCGUCCCGUAGGUUUCUACGCCGACAUGGAGUACAAUUGUCAGAUAUUUCACAUGUGUGAUGAGGAGGGCAAUCGAAUACCGCAUUUGUGCGCCAACGAGACUUCAUUCAAUCAGGAAUAUCGAAUUUGUGAUUGGGACUAUAAUUUCAAUUGUACGGAAUCACCUAAAUGGUUUUACCUGAAUGAACUAACCUAUGCCACAGAACCACCAGAUGAAGAUGACGAUUACUAGUAAUAAAUUUUAAAUGAAUCCACAUAAUUCCACUUGAUGAAGAUCCAUGUUCCAAUAUUUAGUAAUAUUUGUUUUCUUUUUUUUUUUUGCUUU